Molecule: messenger RNA, 1050 nt
Organism: Aureobasidium melanogenum CBS 110374
Lineage: Eukaryota; Fungi; Ascomycota; Dothideomycetes; Dothideales; Saccotheciaceae
Exons: 3
Coding region: 1-1050 (349 amino acids)
Biological process (GO): DNA-templated transcription
Cellular component (GO): RNA polymerase III complex; nucleus
Source: RefSeq, a predicted model, not a curated record
AUGUCACCAUCACGAGCAGGCGACAUCGAGGACGAUGACCCGGUCAUUGCAGAAUACAACGUCUUCAUCACACCACGCCAACUCGAACAAAUCUACCUUCUUCAAUAUCCCAAUCGCAAUCGCAGUCAAGCCUACAACGAGCGCAAUGGCGCACGCCCCGUAGACUUCCGUCUCAAACCUCAAGCCGGAUUUAUGGAAAUGGACAUCGGCAUGAACCCCAGCGCAAACUUCAACAAAUAUCAAAGUCUGGUCUGGGGUGAGGCAAUAAGAAAAUCCAAGGCUAAUGGCGGAAGCGCUACUUUUGGUGCUGCGGCAGGAUUUGCGCCGACGAAGGGAGGCAAGGGAAGGGGUAAGCAGGAGAAUGGUGAGAUGAGUAUUGAUGCAGGCUUGUCGCAUUUCCAGAACGCUAUCAAUAGGGAUGCAGUCUUCCAGAAACAGACGCUAGGAGGGCAGAUUUUGCAGGAUGAAGCAGGUAACCCUAACUAUAUGUUGGGUGCCUUCCGUGGUGAUGAGCUCCAUCUCACGCGCGUCGAUGGUGUGGUGCAGAUGCGCCCUCAAUUCCACCACGUCGACGCAAUCACACACGCCGAGACAGCCGCUCGCCGCACCGAAGCAGCAGAAGGCUCAGGAACCGGACCCUCUGGAGCAGCCGCACAAGCAAAACAACCACAAGCUCUCGCACUAGCUCAAACCUACAAAGACAAUCGCGACGUCGAAAACCUAGAAGCCCUCAGAGCCAAGAACCUUCUCUUGAUAGCGGCAGAGGAGAAAUGGACGAGGUUGGAGUACUUUGAUGAAGAUGAGGAAGCUUCGUACUCUACUUACCACAGCCGACUUUUCCAUUCUGAUACUGGUGCGGCUACACCGUUGAAGAGUCAGAUGAAGAAUGAAGAGUAUCUGGACGCGAUUUCGGCACCACGAGUUGAUCCAUCAGGGAGAAAGAAGAAGAGACCAUUGACUAAGAAGCAGAUGGAAAGAAUUGAAGCUGCAGAGGAUGAUGUGGAGGUCGCUGGCGAGAUGGGUGGAGAGGUUGAUGUUGAGAUGAGCUAG